AUGGCCGACGAGUCCUUAUACAUAUCGACCUAUGAGGCUGCCCUAGCGUUGGUGGCCACUUCUAUGAAGAAGGCUAGAUUAAGAUUAGACACUUUAGUCGUAAAUUCUAUCAUGGGAGGGAUGUUAUUUUCCACAGGAGGAAUGUUCCAUGUUAUCUUACAAUCUAACCUACCGGAAACUUAUAAACAGAAUCCUGGGUAUGUAGAAUUAUUACAAGGGUUAUGUUAUCCAAUCGGAUUGUUUUAUGUGGUAACUUUGGGUUGUGAGUUGUUUAAUUCCAAUAUUUUAUUUUUCAGUGUGGGAUUAGUAAGAGGGGCAGUUUCUGUACUAGACGUGCUCAUAAGUUGGAUUGUUAGUUGGUGGUUUAACUUGGCAGCUAACAUCUUUGUCUGUUAUGUUAUUUGUUAUUAUUCAGCAGUUUUCCAGACCGAAGGUGCUAUUGAAGGAUCGAGAUAUUUGUUAGAAUAUAAAAGUUCUUUUAUGUUCCAUCAAACUUUGAUCAAAGGUAUUGCUGGGAAUUUUUUCGUAUCAUUGGCUAUCUAUUUACAAAUUAUGGCCAAACCAUUGCAUGUAAAAUUCUUCUUGAUGUUAUUACCGAUAUUUACAUUCGUUUCAAUUGGUUUUACUCAUUCUGUUGCUGAUAUGUUUGUUGUCACCAUGGGAUUGAUUAACGGAGGUAAUGUUAGUGUAGCUACAGUGGCAUGGAAAGUGCUUUUACCUGGAGCAUUAGGUAACAUUAUUGGAGGAUCAUUUUUUGGGAUUGUAAUUCCAUGGUAUUCCCAUAUAUAUACCGUGGAACAAGAUCAAAAGUUAUUGAACUUACCUAAAUACGAAUUGAGAGACGAACAACCAGAAAUCAAUACCGAUUCAAGAGUUGUCAGAACUAAAACUAGAGAAUAUGAAGAUGAAUAUGACAAAGAUAUGAAUUUCUUACCUGAUAACACUGUGUCAGAUAAUGAAAAAAGAGGUGAUAAUUCCGAGGACACAAGUUCUCAAGGUAAUGUUAGUCCCCCAUAUGGUAUUUUUGGACAGAGUGCGGAAAGCAUACCAUCCCGUACGACUAGAACGACCAAUAGAUCCAUGUCUUCUUUAAAUCCAUCAAGAUCUAGAAAAUCAGAAAUUAGAUCACCUAAGAAUGUUUUCCCAGUAUACGGAAUGGGAGAACCUUUGAAUAGGGAGAAAUCAAUUGCAUCAGGUUAUAAAGAAAGAGACGAAUCUAUGGAUCCAGCAGAGAGCAUUGACCUUGAAAGAAGGGAAAGCUCAGCAGAAUUCAUGGGAUCAAGAAUACGGAAUUACUUAACCAGAAGAUUUCUGAAAACUGACGACCCCGAACAAACUGUAGGAGAUCCAAGCUUGAAUGACGUAUCGUUGAAUUCAAUUCGUCAAUAUUCAGUCAGUUCACAUAAAUCUUUCAGAACUGAUAGAAGAGGCUUAUCAAACAGGAUGAUUAACGCAGGUAUAGAUGAUAGAGCGAUGAACGAUAGUGAUAAUGUUGCUGGGGUAUCGUCACCACAAAGUCAACCAGAUUAA
Molecule: messenger RNA, 1530 nt
Organism: Yamadazyma jaroonii
Lineage: Eukaryota; Fungi; Ascomycota; Pichiomycetes; Serinales; Debaryomycetaceae
Source: the annotation of a GenBank genome assembly